AAACAUCUGUCCAUAUGGAUGGCUUCAGAAAAAAAAAACAUGACGUCACAUCAAAUGCAUUUGACAGAGCAUCACUGGGUACUAGUAUAAUUUGGAGACAUCUUAUCGAGGUAUUUUGCCGCCAAGUUUCGAAUUUUUAUUCGUUCAAUUUACAAAUUAAUAACCCUUAUUUCAAGUAUACAGAUAGCAUAUCCAUUUCAAGAUGAGUUCGUUUAAAUCUAGAGGACUGUUUGUAUGCAUUGAAGGAUGUGAUCGGGCCGGAAAAUCGACGCAAGCUAAGCUUUUAGUUGAAUACAUCAAGUCAUUGGGAAGAGCUGUUGAACAUUUUCGAUUCCCAGAUCGCAGCACAGCCAUAGGAAAAUGUAUUGAUUCCUACCUUCAAGGGACAUCAGACCUCGAAGACCACGCCAUACAUCUAUUAUUUUCUGCCAAUAGAUGGGAAGCUGUUCCUAAAAUGAAAAGGUUGUUGCACAGUGGAACAUGUAUUAUUACAGACCGGUAUGCUUUCUCUGGAGUGGCUUUUACUGCUGCAAAGGGAUAUGACACAACCUGGUGUAUGAAUCCUGAACGAGGACUACCAUUACCAGAUCUGACUGUAUACUUAGAUAUAUCUACAGAAAAAGCUUCUAAAAGAUCAGAAUUUGGUGAAGAACGCUAUGAAAACAGUGAAUUCCAGGAGAAAGUCAGUAAAAAAUACCAAGAAUUGAUAACAAAAGAUUGGAAGGUGAUUGAUGCCACUCAGAGUAUUGAAAAAAUUCAUCAAGAAAUAAAAGACGCUGUUGAUAUUGUACAGAAGUCAGUGAUUAAUAAUAAUGAACUUUUGAAGGAAUUGUGGACAUGGCCACAACUAUAAACUAUGAAACACAUAAUUUCAAUUUCAUCAUUUACAUCAACAAAAGAAAAACAGUCCAGGCCUUCCAUAAAUCAGUGAAAUAUAAUAUGCUUGCCAUUGAGUGACAUCAACGUUCGGGUGUGUUACUAGUGCACUGAAGCUUGCUGGACCUGACUAACUGAAGUGAAUGAAUGAUUGAUUGAAUAAUUCCUUGCUUGACUGACCUCAUGUCGAGGUCACGUAGAUGUCAGGUUGAUGUGGGGCAGAUUUUGUUUGAUACAGAAUGAUGACUCCAAGAAUUAUUUAAAUAGCAAUACUUUAUGCAUUUCAAUGUUUUCAAUUCACUGUUUUUGGGCAGGCCUGGACAGGGUUAGUCUCCUCUCGCAGGCAUUAGGAUGUUUGUUCCUAGGUCACUCCUCCCUAGCUGUUAGGACGUUCGGUCCCAGGUCAACAAACGUUCUAAUGGCUGCGAGAGGAGACUAGGGCAGGGUUCCAUUGUCAUAACAUACGCAGUCAAUGACGUCAUUCUAUCCACCAUGAUCUGGCAGAUGCUGAAUCGUCAUUUUGCAGAUUACUAACAAAGAUUUCUAACAAAGCUUUCGAAACAUGUACUAAACUUUCCCAACCCUCAAGGGAUGGAAGAGUGAAUGGAUAUAUGAAAAAAUCAUUUUUAAUUGGAUCAGUAAAUUUAAACUUCACACAAAAAACUAGAAAGCCUGGCCAAGGACCCCAAGCCUGAAUCCACUGGACCCAGGCCCUUUUGAAGAUUACAUCUCAGAAUAACAAACAAUCUUUAGCAUUUUGAUAAAAAGGUAGAUUGUAUCAGAUUGUAAAAUGGGAGGCUGACCUCUAAUUAAUUCUAACAUUUCAAGAGAGUAUAACUUUUGUCUACAACCAUUAAUGUAACAUGUCUAAUGCCCUUUUACACUUGCGUCGCGAUAAUCGCCAUUUUGCUAUCGCGCAACUUAACAGCCCUGCGAUUGUUGCGACGAUGGAAAAUCGCCGCGAAGUUGCAGCCAAUUUUCAAGCAUGUUCGAAACUCGGGCGACGAUCGCCGCGAGAAUCGCUCUGCAAAAAUCGCAAGUGUAAACUAUCGUAGGGCUAUUCAACAAUUAUUUUGAAUCACCACGACAGUUGUAGCCAUGUUGUAAGGAUGACUUAGGCAAGUUGCAUGCGAAUUGAAUUCGACUUACGUUCCCGUAAGCACGUCUUUACGUUCCCGUUGCGGUCCUUUUUAUUGGUCAAGGCAGCCUUCUUUAAUCAACUAAAGCUAUGUUGUGGCCUAUUUAUCUCUAUGUUCCUUGAGGCUACAAGGAUUUUAAACCAAAAACACAUGGCAAUGCCUACAAAAACGUGAAGUUUAGCACUGGUUUCAAUGUGUUUGUACUUUUGUCCGUACGGUUGUAAUAAAGAAAGAAAAUAGCCACUUUCGGUGGUUCUUAUUUGAAAGCAUUUGGUCCGAGUUAGUCGGGAUAUCGAAAAACACUUGACAACAAGACACAAGCUCUUGUUUUUGACCAAUCAAAUUAACAGAUGAAAGUAAUGUCUCUGCCUUCUUACUUUAAUAAAUGGCGAACUAUAGUCUUUGUUGAAAAUAAGUGUGUAUGUAACAACAGGACAGCGAGGGUUGGGUUUUUUUUACGAACAUUCAUUGAAGCAAAGUGCUAAUGGUCACAUAGUAUCUUUGGGUUGCAGAGAUCGAAGAUCACUGCUAAACGGGUAAAUUGUUUCUCUUUUAAUUCUGUAUUAAGGCGAUGGAAGUGUUUUAGGCCUUUCAUAACUUGCUAUAUAGCUAGAGAAGCAUUUCUUUAAUUGGGUGCACUCUACUUUUGAAUAGGCUUCAAAAAUUUUGGACUGUCUUCAUUUAUGAAAAUGCUUGCCUUGGCAUUAUACUUGAGAAGGUGAAAUCAAAUGUUUAUGACUAGAUCGCAAGAAUUGUAGAUCCAAACAAUUGGUUGUCAAGUGGACCACCAUCAUGUUCUAGAUAACGGUCUGUAUCGGUAUAACCUUUGUGCCCGAAAACGUUGAGUAGAGUAACGUAUUGAAACAAUUUGUAACAUGACCUUGACAUCCAGACACAAAUUUAUCCAUUUUAAUCAUCAAAAAACUACAGAAAGUGAUGUAAAAACGUGCUUGGGAUCGUUAGCGCGCGAUUUUUCUAGACAGAUAAACGGGAAAUUUAAAUGUUUUAGUGUGAAUAAUAUUGUGUGUUAAUAAAGGGAAAUUCAAUUAA
Exaiptasia diaphana is the source of this 3065-nucleotide messenger RNA. RefSeq names its product thymidylate kinase. Gene Ontology annotation, molecular function: dTMP kinase activity; ATP binding. The transcript has 5 exons. NCBI's taxonomy places the organism in Eukaryota, Metazoa, Cnidaria, Anthozoa, Actiniaria, Aiptasiidae. Bases 203 to 853 code for a protein of 216 amino acids. The record is from RefSeq and is a predicted model, not a curated record. Gene Ontology annotation, biological process: dTTP biosynthetic process; dTDP biosynthetic process; dUDP biosynthetic process. Gene Ontology annotation, cellular component: mitochondrion; nucleus; cytoplasm.